Molecule: messenger RNA, 7002 nt
Organism: Procambarus clarkii (red swamp crayfish)
Lineage: Eukaryota; Metazoa; Arthropoda; Malacostraca; Decapoda; Cambaridae
Gene: Tlk
Product: Tousled-like kinase
Biological process (GO): intracellular signal transduction; peptidyl-serine phosphorylation; chromosome segregation
Cellular component (GO): nucleus
Molecular function (GO): ATP binding; protein serine/threonine kinase activity
Source: RefSeq, a predicted model, not a curated record
CCUUCCCCCAGCGCUGGUGGCGCUAGUGCCGGGGAAAGUCGCUAGGGGUGUCCUUCCUCUCCACCCUCCACGCCACACGAGGGGAAAAAAAUAUAUUAGAAGUGUAAGCUUUCUAGAGCCGUAAUUUACCUAAAGUACGUCUCUUCCCACCAAAUACACCACACACAUGAACCCCAAACUUUUCCAAGUAGGCUGGCUGCUACACGCUGAGGUGUGUGUGUGUGUGUGUUUGUGUUAGUGAACCGCGCUACUGUUUUCAGCUCUUUGGUUUCGGGGUUGAGUCAGAGGUCUUAGGUGUGCCCCCGUGGGCUUGCCAGGACAAUUUGCGUGUGCGUGUGCGUGUGUGCGUGUGGGAGCUGGCGGGCGUCGCUGACUAGCCGGCCCCGCGUUAAAGAGUAGCACGUCGGAAUCUGUGUAAGCCUCGUUGCUCUGUGCUCAGGCCGGCGGGGAGACCACUGCAAGCCACAGUUUUCGUCCUCUGUUCUCGCCUGUCGCGCCCUUACCGGUGAUAUUUUGCGUUGGAAAUUGAAGCAGGGGCAAUAUACUGUGAUGGCCGUGUGUUAGAAAUGCUUAAAAGAGCAGUAGAGCUAAGAAAACCAAGUGAAAAUCAACCGAUCUUCGCUGCCCGAUGGCGGUGGUGACCAGUAGGUGCGCUGACGACCCGCACUUAACAGACCAACAAUGAAGUGUUAACCUGUGGUGGUGCGUCGUAGUUGAGUGCUGGCGUGGCACCUACGUUGUCAUGUGUAAGAGCAAGCCGCCGUUGUGGCCAGAGUCUCCAAACAUCUUCUACCAUGUCAGGAGCGGUGACAGGCUUUAAGAUGGAGCACUUCAAUGCCCUGGAUCCUCGUAAACAAGAGCUCCUGGAGGCACGGAUCGGAGGCCGGGUAAUGGAACCUCCUUUUUUGGUUACCUCAGAUAUUGAAAGUGGUGCAGAAACACCGAGAAAUGGUAGCUCUCACUGUAACCCCCAAGUACCUGUUCCAAUUAGUCCGGGUGUGCAAGACACUGGCAAAAUUGCUGUAGGUGUAGGGGAACAGGCGGCGUCUUCGUCUCUUGUGCCCAGGUUAGAUCCGCCAUCAUGUAUGACGGCAAAGCAGCCAGUUCCUCUGUCUCCGAUUCCAGUGCAGGCUAGCAUAGGUGGUCAGAGUCUUGGGAUGAAAAAAAGUUCUGGACAUUGUGGAACAAUACAGCCCGGUUUUAUCAAUUACGGAUCUGAAAUAAAUGUUAGCCCUAACAGACAGACCCAAAGUCUUCCAGUUGUACAGGCCAGUAUAUCUACUUUUGGAGGCCAAGAAAGGCAAAUUGUGAGAUUAGAACAUUUGCAAGAAAGUGGUAGAGACACACAUGUUAACCAGGCAUUGAGUCUAUCUUAUAAGUGCUGGGAUAGGAAUCAGGAAAUUGGCUACAGAAGUAAUCAGAUUGCCACCUCUGCCAGUCUGCUGUGUAGUGCGUCAGAAAGUAUACCAGUUGGGGCACCUGAAUUAGAGGAUAGUUCUAAGCCUUCAAACAAGAAAAUCCAAAAAUUUAGCGUUUUUUCUGGGACUCCUGACAAACCUUUAGCAGGAGGCUUGGAGUACAGUCCGACAGGUGACCCCUCCAAGAAGUGUGUUAAGAAGAAUCCCAAAAGCAAGCGACACCUAACAUCUCCGAGGGGUGCGCGAGGGAGUCCCAAACUGACUGGGGAGAUGGCCAGGGUUGGAGCUAGAGUGGACUCCCCCUUGCACCUGGCUCUUGAGACGGGCAGACUGGAGAAGUGUGAUUGGUCGAAAAUUCAUCCAACUGUGCAAUUAGGAAUGUCUACCGACCUUCAUUCAUUUUAUAAGGCGCACCUGGGUGGGAGUAACCCCAGCACUCCCACCUCCACGCAGCCGCCCACAUCCAUGUCCGGAUCUGUCUCUCAGCCUAUGCUAUUGGACAGACAAGAUUCCAACCUCAGCACUGGGUCUUCAGACCGAGAAGAAAGCACCAGUCCAGAUAAAAGCCAACAGCGAGCCCCUACUGACCGAAAAAGGAAAAGGAAAAGUGGAUCACUAGGGUCACAAAAUGAUGAAGGGGGAGGAGGAGCUGCUCCUAAGAUGAGCAGAGCGACGGAAACCAAAAAAAUUAACGAUUAUCUCAAGCAGCAACAGCAGCAGCAGCAAGCUAAUUCUCCUCUUAGACACACUGGUGCUAAGAGUCCCUCCCCACAGACACUUCUAAGCCAUAUGACUGGUCACAGUGGUGGUUUAGGCGAUCCACUUGUUGGGUUGAUGCCCCCACCUCGAGGUGUUCCUGUAACUCACCGCUCCACACAGAGUGAUAUUACCUUUAGGCAGGUUGAAGAAAUGGAAAGUCGUGCGUCUAUGGACAUGGAAGCAAAAAAUACAAGAAUUGAUAAUUUACAGUGUACAAAUGAAGAACUAUCACGACAGCUACAGACUCAAAGUAAACUCCUCGAACAAAAGCAAUUACAAAUUAAUAAAUGUAUUGAAGUAGUCAAGAAAUUACAGAUUGAAAAAUCUAAUAUAGAAAAGAAAGAGGCCAGACAAAAAUGCAUGCAGAACCGAUUAAGGCUGGGGCAGUUUGUUACUCAAAGGGUCGGGGCAACCUUUCAGGAAAACUGGCAAGAUGGCUAUGCCUUUCAGGAAAUAACGAAACGGCAAGAAGAACUUCAAGCAAAUAGAGAAGAAAUAGACCGACAGCGAAAACUUUUAAUGAAACGUAAACCAUCUGAAAGUGGGAGCAACUCUCGGAAACGGGCAACAAACAGUAAUCAAGGACAGGUUGGCGGAAAUCUUCCAAAUGGCCUUGGGGGUGACCACGACCACAGAGACCUCACUAUCCAGGAAUAUUAUGAAUCGGAAGAAAUAUUAAAGUUACGGCAAACUGCUUUAAAAAAGGAGGACACAGACCUACAACAAGAAAUGGAAAAACUUGAGAGAGAGAGAAAUCUUCAUAUUAGAGAACUCAAGCGAAUUCACAAUGAAGACCAGUCAAGAAUCCUUCAAUCCCAGUCUUCACCCCGCAAUCCUCAUGACAUGCGGUGGUUUGGUGGUUUGACCCAAGCUGCCAGAUGUUUGCAACUUUCUAAACCUGUAUCAGAAUUCAACAAUCAUCCAGUUUUAAACGACCGGUACCUGUUGCUCAUGUUAUUAGGAAAAGGAGGGUUUUCUGAAGUUCAUAAGGCAUUUGAUCUAAAGGAGCAGCGAUAUGUAGCGUGCAAAGUCCACCAGUUAAAUAAAGAUUGGAAAGAUGAUAAAAAGGCCAAUUAUAUCAAACAUGCCAUUAGAGAGUACAAUAUUCAGAAGAAGUUAAACCAUCCGCGCAUAGUCAAACUUUACGACGUGUUUGAGAUUGAUGCAAAUAGUUUCUGUACAGUCUUAGAGUACUGUGAUGGUCAUGAUCUAGACUUCUAUUUAAAACAGCACAAGACGAUACCAGAGCGAGAAGCGAGAUCUGUGAUCAUGCAGGUAGUCUCCGCACUUAAGUACCUGAACGAGAUCAAACCGCCAAUCAUUCAUUACGAUCUCAAGCCAGGAAACAUCUUGUUGACCGAUGGUAACAUUCUCGGGGAAGUAAAGAUCACCGACUUUGGUCUAAGUAAAGUGAUGGAUGAAGACAGCUAUCAUCCAGACUACGGGAUGGACCUCACAUCUCAGGGGGCCGGCACAUACUGGUAUCUACCGCCAGAGUGCUUUAUUGUAGGGAAAACACCACCCAAGAUCUCUAGUAAAGUAGACGUGUGGUCUGUGGGUGUAAUAUUUUAUCAGUGCCUAUACGGAAAGAAGCCGUUCGGUCACAACCAAAGCCAGGCUACCAUAUUAGAGGAAAAUACUAUCCUCAAAGCCACAGAUGUACAGUUUCCACCCAAACCAGUGGUCAGCAAUGAAGCCAAGCAAUUCAUCCGAUGUUGUCUAGCUUACCGUAAGGAGGACCGCAAUGAUGUAUUGACGCUGUCUUCCAAUCCUUAUCUUUCACCGCCACUACCAAAGAGUGGUAGGCAGUCAGCCAAUAGUCAGCAACAAGCAGCAGCGGCGGCUUCUGCUGUAGCACAGGCAGCAGCUGCUCAACAACAGGCGGGAUACCAACAACCCUUCACUACUGGUCUCUUGGGCCUUGGGAACAUACACUCUUCCACCAGUUCAUAAUGACACGCCACCCGCAGUAGGGGGCACGUCCCGCCCCGACACCCCCUACCUAGCUCCACCCUGCGUCACCCGACCCCCUUCGAUCGUCACCACCUGCCUGCUGCCGCCCGUUGCCCACGGCUGCCACCAGCACCAUUAUGGCCAUAUUGACCACAGGGUUUAAGUUUGUCAGCAGUGAUCCAUGAUGCAAUUAGUCAGGUCUCUUCACAGUUGGAAAUUUCAUGUGCCAGUUACCUCAGCUUUCAGUAGCCAUGACAGUAAAUUUAAGAUAUAGCUCUGCAGUAGGAUUUUUAUGGACAAUGGAUAUAUCUUUAAUUGAUAAUUUUUAACAUUUGAAUUGGGUAGUACUAAUUUGCAAAUUAGGAAAAAUGAGUUUUAAUGAAUUUACUGCAUGCAGUAAUUCAUAUUUUUUAUACUAUUUUCCAACACAUUACACAUGAACAGUUGUAAUACUUGGAGACACACAGUACCCAAAUGAGGUGUGGCAUUAGGGUGGUGAGGGCAAGGUGGUGGUGAAGCGGAUUGGGUGGUUGAGGGCAUUGGGGCAGAGGCUCAACACAGCACUAGAAACUCCUGUGUUCCUACUUGCUGCCACAACCACUACUGUAAUGUGCUUUACAAGGGACAAGCCCCAGUAUACAGAGCAAAACAGUCAUGAAAGUGGUGCCAGUGUGCAGCUGGAAAAUAUUCCAUUGUGAUUUUUUUUUUUUUUUUUUAAAUAUACAGAGUUAUAUUCUAUCAAGCCAAAGUUGUGACUAGAUUAUGCCACAGUAAAAAUUAUAAAUACCAGUUACUACAACUAGAGAGCUAGCCACGUGGUACCCAAUGUGAUGGUGAUAUGUACAUUAUGGAGAGAAUGACUCCAGUGGUAGGAACACAAACAGUGAGUGUGGUGCUCUACUUUUGCAGUGCCGACCAUUGCGGGUGGUUCGGGCCCAGCGGAGGGCAGCAGUCGUGUUGCUUCCACAUUAAGGUGGCGACAACGGGUAAAGUGGCAAAAGUGAGCGUUGUUAGCCACUAACCGAUGUGAUGUGAUAUUGUGUAGUCGUGAGUGUGAACUCAGGUUCCGGCGCACAGGUGUAGGUUGUGGGAGACAGCAGUGGCCGGUAGCCAGGUGUGAUAUAUAUAGUACCACUUUUAAGAAAGUGAGCGAAUACGUUAUGUGACUUUCAGGAACAGUAUGUGUUAACUUGCAAAAAAAAGCACCGUUCUGUGGAUGUUGCCUUCGAACAUAGCAGCCAAAUCGUGGCCACAGAUAACGUGAGAGGUAAGCGAGUUGUCAAAAAUUACUGGAACUGUAUCCUGAAGUAUCCGUAUCACUAAAUUUGUUUAGGCCUCUGUGGAAAGUCUGUUGAAAAAGACUAAUAUUAUAACAUUUUUGAAAACAAAAAUUGUUAGUUACUGAAUCUUCAUAAGUUUGGUGCUACAGAAUUUAAAAUGAAGAAAUUCACAGCUUACACUAUAUUAUUUUCUGAAGUGAAAAUAAAAUAUCCAAGAGGGAAUCCAUGAAUUCAUUCCUGUGGAAAUAGGCUAUAUACACAAGCAUUACAUAGCUCCCACCUUAAUUCAUGUACAUUGUUUACCGAUAUUCCUCUUCUGCUGCAAGUGCCGUGUAUUUAUGCAGAACACAGACACACCGUUCCCAUCGUGGUACGAACGGCAACCCACAUUAAUAGUCUACAGAUCACCACAGCUUAUCUUGAUUAUAUUGUAUGUAUUUUAAUGUCAUUUUUUAGACAUGUGAGAUAUUACCUAGUUUUGUAUGUUGAUUUUUUUUUCUCCAUUUUCGGUUGUCCUCCUGAAAGCAUUUUAGAUUUGAUUUUGUGGUGGUCAGCUAUAAAUUAAAUUGCAAGAGGUUGGAUCGAUGCCAGCUCCUCCAAAAUGUAAUUCGCUAACAUAGUCACUCAGAGCUGGGGAGAUAGUGGCGGUGGAUCUUCUAUUGGUGUCCUGUUCUUGACAGUCUUGGUGAAGUGUAAAACAGUAGGACUAAAACAGGUUCAUUUCUUAUUUCAAUGCUUUCAUUUAAAAGUCUGAAGUUUCUUAUAUGUCAUUAAGAAAUGGGAUGACUUCUUCAAUUGCUCGAGGCUCGGAUCUUCUGUUCACAGCAUUUUACAAAUGGGAGAUAGGGAGAAGGCAAUGAAAAAGUUAAAAAGUUCUGCUACAUCAUCCUGAUAUAUUAUGUUCCUAAUUAUGCCUUGAUGAUUAAUCUGGAUGAAUGUGCACUUGACAACAGUUGGGAGUAUGAACUGGAGGUUUUAUGCCUGCCGUCGGUAGCCAGAGCUUUGUUGUAUUACUGUAUUGUGUUUAGGACGUUUUGCGUGUAUGGUACAAGGGAUGUGAAAUUCUGAAUAUAUUUAAUGUAAAUGAAAAGUGGGCAAUGACACUUCUGUUAAGAUAAAAGACAUGUAGUACAUGCGAGUUGCAACAACAGAAGCUUCUUAAUCCAUUUAAAAGAUUUCAUCGUAUAUCAAUGUUCAUUUUGCAUUGUUGGUUUUUAACUCUUGACAUGGCUGCCUUAAAGCUGAGGCAUAAAACAUAAGUGGUUGCAAGAAAAAUACAAACCUAUCCUUAGGGAUGUUAAUCUCAGAAAAUGAGGGACAUUUCCUUUCCUUGUAAAUCAGAAGAUGUGAGCCUCUGGGAUUUAACUGGGAACUUUUUCUCUGCCAAUUCAGAUUGUCUGUAGAAAGGUACUAGUUUAAAUUUGCCCCUUAGUUUCCUCAGCUCACUCCGGUGUCAUUAUUUUUUUUUUAUCAGUUAAAGAUUAAUACCGCCAUUUGGUCUGUUGCCGGCCAUUGUGAUAGUUAUCGCUCUAUACUUGUCAAAUUCUAUCAUGUUAUGUAAAAUGUAAUGCAUAAAUAAAUCAAUAAAGCAA